Messenger RNA from Benincasa hispida (wax gourd), 372 nucleotides. Lineage: Eukaryota; Viridiplantae; Streptophyta; Magnoliopsida; Cucurbitales; Cucurbitaceae. The record is from RefSeq and is a predicted model, not a curated record.
AUGGGUUCUUUGGCUUUCAAAUUUCUCUGGCUGGUGGUUCUGUGUGCACUAAUUUGGGCCUCAGAGCCCAGAAAACUCGUAAUUACCAAUGGAGGAGAGAUUGAGAGUGAAAAGACACUGGCCUUCCAGUUCUUUCCUGGAUUCGGCGGCGGACUCGGUGGCGGUGGAGGGUAUGGUGGUGGUGGCGGCGGCGGGUUAGGUGGUGGUUCGGGCUUUGGCAGUGGAGGUGGAGGGGGUUUUGGGUCUGGCAUUGGGGGACUAGGCAGUGGCGGUGGCGGAGGGUUUGGUGGAGGUGGAGGCGGUGGCGGUGGUAUUUUAGGUGGCGGAGCUGGCGGAGGAGCUGGUGGUGGAUUUGGAGGUGGACUGCCUUGA